AUGUCGGAUCUGAAUGCGAUCGAGAACGAAAGGGAAGCAAACCCGAGUGCUUCCGACGUUUUACGAGCAGCUGCACAUCAGUUAAUUGAUAACCUUGUGCAGAAUCCCACGGGUCGCCAGUGUAAUUUCAAUGAAGGGGGUUGUACUGUUGAACAAUUCAAUUGUAUGCACCCUCCUUUAUAUUAUGGGAGAGGCAAUCCAACUUUGGCGGAGGAUUGGAUUCAGGACAUUGAGGAGAUUUUGCGAGUCCUAACUUGUACUGAAGAACAAAAAGUGGCAUACGCCACAUUCAAGCUUACUGGGGAAGCGAAGAGGUGGUGGAUCUCUGAAAGAUCUAUCAGGGAAGCAGAGGGGACAGAGAUAGGGACAAUGACGGUACAUCAGUAUGCUGCUAAGUUUACUGAGUUAUCCCGUUUUGCUACUUAUUUGAUUCCCGAUGAGGAAAAGAAGGCACGCAAAUUUGAGCAAGGACUGAAUGAGAAACUGUACGUGCGUGUGGUGGGUUUCCAAAUUCGGAACUUCUCAGAAUUGGUGGAUAAAGCAACAGUUUUUGAAAGAACCCUUCAAAGAAGCGCUGCAAUGCAUGAACAGAGAAAAAGGACUACUCCUACUGGGUACCAGUCUGGCAUGGAUCAGGGACCAUGGAAAAAGAGGAAUGAAGGUAGUAGUUCGGGAAAAAGGCUGGUUCAGAGUAAUCAACAGCCCUACCAGUGUAGGACAUGCAAUCAAGUGCACUCCAGAGAGUGCAGAAAAGGGGCGGGAUUGUGUUUUCGUUGUGGCAAAACAGGACACUACAUCAGGGAUUGCCCAAUGCAAAAUAGGAGCAACCAGACAUUCAUACCGCCACCUCAGAGGAAUGAAGUAUCGGCCCGGGGCAGCAAUCAACGUCCUACUGCGCCUGCUCGAGUCUUUGCACUAACACCUGGAGAAGUUGAGGGUAGGAAUGACGUGAUCACUGAUACUGAAAGGUUGAGGAACAAGUUAGUGGUUGCAACCCCAACAGGAAAUUCUGUAGUCUGUAGUGAGAUUUUACCUGGAUGCCCUCUUUCUAUAGAGGGAAGACUGAUGCCAGCAGAUUUAAUAGUUUUCCACAUGGUUGGGUUUGAUGUAAUUUUGGGUAUGGAUUGGCUGGCUUCCUAUCACGCCAGUAUGGAUUGUGCUAAAAAGGAAGUGGUAUUCAGACCCCUUAAUGAAGGUGAAUUUCGGUUCACAGGGUCAAAAGUGAGGUUGACUCCACCCAUCAUUUCUACCAUUCAGGUUGGAAAACUGUUGCAUGAUGGUUGUCAGGGAUUCCUAGCCUGUGUGGUAGAAGCGCCAAAGGGGGAAGUGAUGUUGGAAUAG
Messenger RNA from Juglans microcarpa x Juglans regia, 1341 nucleotides. RefSeq lists its product as uncharacterized. Gene Ontology annotation, molecular function: zinc ion binding; nucleic acid binding. The coding region runs from base 1 to 1341 and encodes 446 amino acids. The record is from RefSeq and is a predicted model, not a curated record. The transcript is spliced from 3 exons. Lineage: Eukaryota; Viridiplantae; Streptophyta; Magnoliopsida; Fagales; Juglandaceae.